CUUCUGAUCAAUCUUCCAGCUCUCAACUCUCCCAGCCAUGUGAACGCGGCCUAAUGGCGCUGUGUGCCCUCGGUCUGGUGACGGGAGACUCGGCGCUAGCAGGGGCUGCACUCGGGGAACUGAUGAAGCUUGGAGGAGAAGGUAAUAAAGACCUGCAUUACGAGAUCUGCUAUCUUUUCUCAAGAUUCUACACUCUUCAGGGUGACCCUCGCCUCGGUCUUCGUCAUAUUGUCAAGGCUGUCCAUCGGCACCCGGACCGUGCGGAAUUAUGGGAUCAGCUGGCGGCCUUUAUCGUACAAGUCUGUCCUGACGAUCUGCAGGCGGCUUCACGCUGUGCAGAGGGUACAGUAAAGCUCGAUCCUGUCACUGAUGGGACAAACCGCACUUUAUAUCCUGCGAGUAUCUUGGGUUCAGGCACACUACCCACCACAGGCGACCCGCCCCUCGACGCUUCAAAUCUAACAUCGCGUUCAACGUACGCUCUGCGUGCUUCCCAGAAGGCUCUGCGCAUGUACCCUGGACACGUGACCAACUGGGCUGUUUUUGUCUGCUGUAACUGCCAAUGGUAUUGCAGUAGAGAGCGUGACUAGCGAGAAAGGUUUACACCGCCUGGCUCUGAAGUUAUCAAGAUAUGUCAGUGCUAAAGGUACCAUAGACCCGCGGGUUUGUCGUUCGACCUUCUUUAGAAGCAGAUUAACCGACAGACGUAGGGACAGGGAAUUCAAAAGGUUGGAGUAUU
Molecule: messenger RNA, 739 nt
Organism: Nematostella vectensis (starlet sea anemone)
Lineage: Eukaryota; Metazoa; Cnidaria; Anthozoa; Actiniaria; Edwardsiidae
Exons: 6
Coding region: 54-590 (178 amino acids)
Cellular component (GO): Ski complex
Source: RefSeq, a predicted model, not a curated record